Culex quinquefasciatus (southern house mosquito) is the source of this 1519-nucleotide messenger RNA. RefSeq lists its product as uncharacterized. Lineage: Eukaryota; Metazoa; Arthropoda; Insecta; Diptera; Culicidae. Bases 28 to 1278 code for a protein of 416 amino acids. Gene Ontology annotation, biological process: sensory perception of smell; detection of chemical stimulus involved in sensory perception of smell. The record is from RefSeq and is a predicted model, not a curated record. The transcript is spliced from 3 exons. Gene Ontology annotation, cellular component: plasma membrane. Gene Ontology annotation, molecular function: odorant binding; olfactory receptor activity.
UCAAUUCAGUGGGCACCGUUGAACAACAUGGAACCAACUCAAAAAGGUCGCUCCACAGCGAUCGAAAAGUGGAUCCGCAAGUUGGUGGAGUGCUCCCAGGAUCCCUUCUGGUUGUUGGACAAGUUAUUGGUUCUCGCCGGAGCUCCGUUCACACCCCGGAACCGUUCGCAACGCAUCGUCUGGAUUCUGUACCAAACAACGACCUAUUUCCAACUGUCGAUUUCCUUAGUUUGUUCGAUCAGUUUUGUAAUCUUCGAGGAAGAUUCCGUGACAGUCAUCCGCACUUUUCUGAUGUUUCUUACGAUGACUCUGAGUUUUGUCAAGCUACAUUUGCUCUUGCAAAACAGUAGUGGAAUCUCUAAGCUUCGAGAUUUACUUGAAGCGCCCGGUUUCUGCUCUGGAGACCCGGACUUUGAUGAAUCCGUGCGGAAACGAUUCAAGCGGACAUCGCGAAUGCUCAUCAUCACAAUCGCUUGGAUUGUAAUGGUUCAACAAAUUCUUUCUUGGAUUCCCAGCGAUACGCAAGGCAUAAUUUUCAAACUUCCUGCGUGGGUCGCUUGGUGCUUUGGAGAUAGGGUGUCCUUAGUUAUCAAAAACUGGUACAUGUCCUUAUGUUUUACAAUUUGGUGUAACAAGCUGUAUGCAUGUACCAUAACGGUAGUGGUUGUAAUGCUUGGCCUCGAAGCAGAGCAAACUAUUUUGGCUCACAAAUUUGGCCGAAUUCAGGAUAGCUUGCAGAACCUCCGUCAAAGCUAUUGGGACCGUGAGAUUGCCAGGAAACAGUACUGGGAGCGUUUGAGAACUCUAAUCAGGGUAUCUUUUGACCAGCAGCAACUGCUUCUGAGACAUCUCAAGGAGCUACAAUCUCUCGUACAGAAUCUCUUCUUCUAUGUUUACUACUCUGCCUUGAUUCUGUUUGGAUCAGACAUAUUCAUAGCUACGAGCAAUCCUUCGGUUUUUAUGUACGUCGCAGUGGCCGGAACGGUCCUUGUUAGUUCCUUGGAAUGCUUCAGCCUGUGUUACCUGGUGGAUUGUCUGAAGGAUGCUUUCGAAUCGAUAUCCGAACACAUGUUUUAUCUGUGUGCCCGGCUUCCUUACUCGGAGGAUCAUCACAACGAUUACUUGGACACGCGGGCCACCUUGCAGAUCAUCGCAAGGUGCUCUCGUAACGCCGUUACGUUUGGAUGUGCUGGAGUUUCCGAAAUUUCUAUUGCCGUUUUCACGGACAUGCUCAACAUUUGCUACUCAGUGUUUACGUUUCUGCGUGAGACGAUUUAAGGAAGCCGCCGCAAGCGGAAAAAUUUCAUAUGUUUGUUAAUAGAAGAAAACUAAUAGGAGCACAAUAAAGAUUCACUAGAUUCAGCACCUCCAAAAAUAUUUCGUUAGCAUUUAUUUUGACAGAAUCUCGUAUGAAAUAAAUCAAAGCAAAACAUGUGUGGGAAUUUAGGGCCAGCCAUACUGGCCAGCCCUUGAUGAGGGUGGUGAUAUUGAAUGAUGUGAACUCCGUCGAUGCUCAGAA